AUGGGAUAUGUGUUGGGACAGCAUGAUGAAACUGGUAAGAAAGAAAGGGCAGUUUACUACUUGAGUAAAAAGUUCACUGAGUACAAGUCUAAGUAUUCCUCGUUGGAAAAGAUGUGUUGUGCUUUAGCAUGGACGGCGCAUCGACUCAAGCAGUACAUGCUAUAUCAUACCACUUGGCUCAUUACGAAGUUGGAUCCUAUUAAAUACAUCUUCAAGAAACCAUCAUUAUCAAGUAGAGUGGCAAGAUGGCAAGUGUUGUUGUCUGAAUAUGAUAUUGUAUAUGUGUCCCAAAAAGCUAUCAAAAGAAGUGCAAUCAUAAAUUUUUUGGCGGAAAGGUUGGAGGAAGAUUAUGAACCAAUGGAGUUUGAGUUCCCAAAUGAGGACCUAAUGUCUAUUUGUCAAACAAAUGAGGAGGAAUCAGAGGAGAAAGAGAAUUGGAAGAUGUUUUUCGACGGAGCUUCGAAUGCCUUGGGGCAUGGCAUAAGGGUCGUGUUAGUGUCACUAGAAGGAGAUUAUUAUCCCGUCAUAGCUAAACUCAACUUCUAUUGCACCAAUAAUGUGGCUGAAUAUGAAGCUUGUGUCAUGGGUCUUCAGGCAGCAAUCGAGAGGAAAAUUCACGUUUUGGAAGUGUAUGGGGAUUCUGCUUUGGUCAUUUAUCAGUUGCGAAGAGAAUGGGAGACACGCGACUCGAAGUUAGUCCGGUAUCAUAAGUAUGUUUCAAAGCUGAUUGAAAAUUUUGAUAAGAUUCGCUUCACCCAUUUGCCCUGA
This is a messenger RNA of Theobroma cacao (cacao), 768 nucleotides long. NCBI's taxonomy places the organism in Eukaryota, Viridiplantae, Streptophyta, Magnoliopsida, Malvales, Malvaceae. The record is from RefSeq and is a predicted model, not a curated record.